Molecule: messenger RNA, 525 nt
Organism: Zingiber officinale
Lineage: Eukaryota; Viridiplantae; Streptophyta; Magnoliopsida; Zingiberales; Zingiberaceae
Product: mavicyanin-like
Exons: 2
Coding region: 1-525 (174 amino acids)
Cellular component (GO): plasma membrane
Molecular function (GO): electron transfer activity
Source: RefSeq, a predicted model, not a curated record
AUGGCAUCCCUUAACUCCCUGAUACUCUGCGCGCUCCUCGUGACGGCCACCGUGAGUUCCCUCGCCGCGGCGGCCAACCUCUACAAGGUCGGCGACGCCGACGGCUGGCGAGUCCCGGGGCAGAACGACUCCGACAUGUACGCAGCCUGGGCCGACAAGCACGUCUUUCACGUCGGCGACUCCAUCGUUUUCGAGUACAAGAACGACUCGGUGCUGAGAUCGAGCAAAACAGAGUACUACCACUGCAACGAGACGGCCGGCGGGCCGACGCCGAAGGACGGGACCACCGUCUUCGUGCUUGACCAACCCGGGUUCUACUACUACGUCAGCAGCGACGUCGAGCACUGCAAGAGAGGGCAGAGGGUGAUGAUACGGGCCGUGGACGGCGGCAUUAGUCCGGCCACUGAUAUCGCUGCGGCGCCUGCGCCGGCGCCGGAUUCGAGUUCGACGGUGUCGUGGAGAAUGGCACCGAUUCAUGAGUUGGCGGCACUAAUUAGCGCCUUGAUCUUCGUGGCUUGCUCGUAG